AUGUCUCGCUACGAUGAUUACCGCUCGUCAUCAGGGACUCUGGACUCCCGCGACAGAUAUGAGCGAUACAGCCGAGGACCACCAGUAAUGGAACGCGAACGCGAACGAUCUCGCUCUCGCUCAAGACCCCGCCGUACAGAAGAGGAGCGUUUCGAAUUCCGCCUCAACGAAGACGAUAGAUACGGUCCACCUGCUCGUGCUUCUGGACGUUACUAUGAAGAUGACCAUCUGGUUCAGCCAUCUGGACCGGUAGUGGCGCAUGAUCGCCGCCGCCGUCAAAGAGACGAUAGCCCCUCGUUCGCUCCGCCACGUUUAAUUAGGCGACAAUCCUCGCUCGAUACCUUUGAUCGUAUUCCCAGACGCAAGAUGGAACCUGCUCCAAGGGCACCCCGGGAGCCUCCUACCCCGCUGCGUCCGAGACCCGGCCCCUCUCCGGGCCGUUAUCGUGAGCGUGAGGUUUAUGAGGACAUCCGUAUCGCUGAACCGGAUUACUAUGGUGAUGAGGAGUAUCGUGAAUUUGAAGAGAGAGAAACCAUGCAUCGAAGGCGUUCGAGUAGUACGCAUAAACGUCGACAUGAGGAGAAGCCGUAUCCGCGGAAGGGAAAGACUCGCAUUCCACGCAAGUUUGUGCAUAUUCAUGCGAUUUUGGAUUUGGGCUAUCCUUUCAAAGAAGAGGAAUCAACAAUCGUCAUUCAGAAAGCUUUGUCAAAGGAGCAGAUUGAUGAAGUAAUCAGUCUCAGUCGGGAGUUCAGACGUCCUUCGCAUUCGCAUGAAGAAACCGAGUACCUACGAAUCCCAGCCUCUCCUCGAGGACGACGAGUUGUGACAGAGCAUUUGCAAAUAGAGGCUCAUCAUUCACCCCGUGCAAGCCACGAGACGUUCAUUCUCGAAUCAUCACCAACCAGGCACCGUGAUGUUCAGUAUGAGGAAGUGAUUGAAAGACCUGCACCACGCAGACACACUAUCUCUCGACCCCGUUCUGUUUCUGUGAAUACAAAUGCCCGACUUGUCUCUCCCGUGCGAUAUGUCCGGCCUCAAGAUUAUUCUGAGGAAUACAUUGAAUCAAGGCCUCGUGAAUCCGGUUCUUUGGUUCUUGUACGACCUCGACACAGCGAACAUGAUGUCUCCGGCUACAUUCACGAUCUAGAAGAGGAGACUAGACUGUUGCGAUUAGAGCGUCAGGGCGGUAUUGAAAUCACUCGGCAACGCGAAACGGAUAUCAUUGAUAGUAGAGGCAAUGAGGAGGAAGUGACCGAGAUUCGCACGCAGGAGCGCAGAGAACCUAAUUCAAGGGUGAUGCGGGCCAUGAUGGCGACUUUAACUUAA
Molecule: messenger RNA, 1326 nt
Organism: Penicillium angulare
Lineage: Eukaryota; Fungi; Ascomycota; Eurotiomycetes; Eurotiales; Aspergillaceae
Exons: 4
Coding region: 1-1326 (441 amino acids)
Source: RefSeq, a predicted model, not a curated record